Messenger RNA from Pistacia vera, 495 nucleotides. RefSeq lists its product as uncharacterized. The record is from RefSeq and is a predicted model, not a curated record. NCBI's taxonomy places the organism in Eukaryota, Viridiplantae, Streptophyta, Magnoliopsida, Sapindales, Anacardiaceae. The transcript is spliced from 3 exons. Bases 49 to 387 code for a protein of 112 amino acids.
UAAACACUACAAAACCCAAAACCUCACAAGCUCUACUGAAAAGCUUCAAUGGCGUGCAUAGUCUCCAUAAGCUUCUCCGCCCCCCUUCGUCCUCCUUCACUCAACAAAAUUUAUCGGGGAAAAUCGGCGCCAGCCAGGCUUUCACGUAAUGCAAUUGUUACUACAGCAGCCAAUCUUGUUGCCGCCUGCAGCUUAGAUAGAGGCUUAUUUCCUGUGAGUCAGAGCUCUCAUUGUCAUUUAACAGCUUCUUUAAAGCAUUUUGAUGAAAUUGUUUCUUGUUUGGAUAUAAGUUCUUGUACUCAUAUGAAAAUAACUGGUUAUUGGGUUGGACCAGAUGUUGAUGAUGGUUGGGGUUUUGUAGAAGCAUUUGUUAAACGAAUUACUUGAUUUCCCAUUUAUCACGAAUAAUUUGCAUGGUUUUUUUUUUUUUUCUCUGGUUUCUGUAAGUUACUAGAUGGAUGUUGCAGAAUCGCUCAGGCAAUGAUCUAAAAGCAC